CCAAUGGCGGCCAUGGCGAUGGCGAUGGCCGGAAUGAUGAACGGAGAGAGAGCCGUGGUGUUGCUGUUCAUUACUCGCGUCCUCUUUUCCCUCCCCUUCUCUCUCCUCUCCCACGGCGUCGCUCUCUCUCUCCUCGCCCUCUCCGCCCUCUCCCUCGACAUCCUCGCCGAUUCUUCCACCUCCCUCUCCCAAUUCAGCACCAGGCCGGGUGCUUCGUCGGGUAUAUUGUUAGGGGCUGUCACGUUGCCCGCUGUUUUCAUAUCCAAGAUGAUUCAGCUUUCGCGGGCGGUUUCAUUGCACCAAGCUGCCAUUGAAGAACUUGAAUCUUUGACAAUGCAAUACUGGGCUGCUUCUGCCAGCUGCUUGUGUGUGCUGAUUUUCCUCUGCAUAACUAUAAGGCGUUCAUCCGAGAAUAUGCCUCCACCUUCACGUAGUAUUUGGCAUGCAAAGUUUAGCUUAAGUUGCAUGGUAUUGCACACAGCGGUGUGCUGCGUGACUCUUGGUACAUUUUCUCUUACUAGCUUUGACACUGCAUUGAAGUUAUUGUGGAUGCUCUGUCACGGAUUGGCAGCUGUAAAAUUAAUUCAGCAUGUCCUUAGAACUUUCCCGUCUUGUGCUUCCAUUGGGGAAGCAUGUCUAGUGACUUCAGGUCUUGUUCUCUAUUUUGGUGACAUGUUGGCAUAUACCAUUGAAAAGGUGUCUGGGUUUUUUAUGAAAUCAGAGGUGGUACAGUAUGGAAGCAAACGAAGUGAGAUUAGUAUUAUUAUACAGGGGUUGCUGCUUGGCCUUCUUCUUUUCCCAAUGGCCUUUAAAUUUGUUCUCCGAAUGUGGGAAUUCUCAUUAAGUACAGCCCGCUCUGAAGUGAGGACAAACUACGAGAUUUGGAGAUCUGUUAUCUUCUUUUCUUCCCUUGGAUUUAUCAUGAUUGUGAUCAUUCCAUCAUGGAUGCGGUUGGUUCAGGAUUUUCAUAUGCAUCCCUUGUUAUGGGUACUUUCAUUUAUUUUUUCAGAACCAUUUAAGAGAUUAUCUUUGUGUGCGUACUGGAUCUGUGUGAUAUUUGUGUCUGUCUUGAGGUUCUACAAUAUUUCAAAAAAUAGCAAGAUUGAGAGGAUUCUACUCCGAAAGUACUACCAUCUGAUGGCUGUGUCAAUGUUUGUGCCUGCUCUUAUCUUCCAGCCGGAGUUUCUUGAUCUUUCAUUCGGUGCAGCAUUGGCAGUUUUCUUGGCAUUGGAAAUUAUUCGAGUAUGGAGAAUUUGGCCAUUAGGACAAUCUGUAGAUAAAUUUAUGAAUGCUUUCACUGAUCAUCGUGACUCAGAUCUUCUUAUUGUCAGCCACUUUUCACUCUUGUUGGGAUGCGCUCUUCCUAUCUGGAUAUCUUCGGGGUAUAAUGAUCGACCCCUUGCUCCUUUUUCUGGAAUUUUGAGCCUCGGAAUUGGAGAUACAAUGGCAUCAGUUGUUGGGUAUAAGUAUGGUGUCCUCAGGUGGAGUAAAACUGGCAAGAAAACCAUUGAAGGGACUGCGGCUGGUAUAACAUCCGUCCUGGCUGCUUGCUCAGUUCUGCUUCCCCUUUUAGCAUCCACUGGAUAUAUUCUUACAGAGCAUUGGUGCUCUCUUCUCCUAGCCGUGACUGUAAGUGGUAUGUUGGAGGCUUACACAGCACAACUUGAUAAUGCAUUCAUACCGCUCGUAUUCUACAGCCUUCUGUGUUUGUGAAUGGCGCUCCAACCGCCGGGACGAAAAAUAUGUACAGCAGCGAAAAGAGCUGCCUAGAAUCAUCGUCUUUUACGUUCACGGGCUUCCCGUGAGCACUUUCUUUUGUAUAUAUAUACAACUAAUCUGCUGACCGAGGAUGCAUACAGCUUGUUGUACUAAAUUCCUCCAUAGGUUGAAAUGAUUUUUGUUUUAGGAUUUAGGAAUACAUAUAAAGGGCAGUUCAGUUAAUCGUCCCUACUGUGUCGAAAUAGCAUACAAGAAAUCUAGUUUCGAAAUUUUUAUUCUUUAUUUUUCCCUGAGAGGAAGGGGGUUCUGAGGUUGGUUAGGUAGAUAAGCAGAUGGCAGAUACAAAGGAUCCAGAUUUUGUUGGGAGACUCAUACAAUUUGUUGUAUUAAUACAAAUAAAAGCUUCUUUUAUUA
Pyrus x bretschneideri (Chinese white pear) is the source of this 2133-nucleotide messenger RNA. Its product is annotated as dolichol kinase EVAN. The coding region runs from base 4 to 1713 and encodes 569 amino acids. The record is from RefSeq and is a predicted model, not a curated record. The transcript has 14 exons. Gene Ontology annotation, molecular function: dolichol kinase activity. Gene Ontology annotation, cellular component: endoplasmic reticulum membrane. NCBI's taxonomy places the organism in Eukaryota, Viridiplantae, Streptophyta, Magnoliopsida, Rosales, Rosaceae. Gene Ontology annotation, biological process: dolichyl monophosphate biosynthetic process.